UACAGGAAUUAUAUCCCUGUCCCUUGGCGCUCUCUCAUUUCUCAAAUCACGCAUACGGCAUACAUACACCUUAGAUUCGGCGAACCGGCGACACUAAAAUUGGUUAAUUUACACGAUUCGUUCGAACAAUUUUGUUUUGUUUUCACAGUGAUUACAUUUUGUUUGCGAUGGAAGAGUUGAUGAAACAUUUGUCGAAGAUAAGGAUACCGCAGAAAACCGACAAAAUAUACAAGGACGAGUGUGUUUAUUCUUUCGAUACUCCAGACACCCCUACUGGCUUGUAUAUUAAUCUUACCACGUUUCUGGGAUUAGGUCGGGAUCAUGUAAUGAAUUACUAUGACUCGACGCAAAAUCCGGUGUUCUUGCACGUUAAAAGAAAAAGGAAAGAGAUCCCUUCUAAGCAAGGAGAUGGGCCUGAGAAGAAGAUUACUAGAUUAGCGAUAGGAACGGCUGAUGGGUUUACGCCGGAUCAACAGAAAUACACUUACCACGAGACUUAUCAAAUUGUCAUGUUGCCAAAUUUUACAACGAUACCCUAUCCAACGGAUGAUUUACCCGAACAAGUGCAGCAGGCUGUUAAAUGUAUACUGGAGGCAGAAUCUGCGACGAAAGUGGCAGAAAUAGAGGCACUGGCUGGAACUUGGGACGGAGAAAUAAAAGUGGUUUCAAAACACGCUGCGAAUCUUAAACAGUUGGACAAUGGAAAGAAGAUACCUCCGAGUGGAUGGAAAUGCGAGAAAUGUGAUUUAACCCAAAAUCUUUGGCUGAAUUUGACCGAUGGCAGCGUGCUUUGCGGACGGAAAUUUUACGAUGGUACCGGCGGGAACGAUCACGCAGUCGAACACUACAGAGCCACUGGUUACCCUUUAGCAGUGAAGUUAGGAACUAUCACCGAAGAAGGAAAGGGAGAUGUAUUUUCUUACGAUGAGGAUGACAUGGUUGAGGAUCCGAAUCUGAUAGCGCACUUGGCUCACUGGGGCAUCAACAUCGCGCAAAUGGAGAAAACGGAGAAGUCCAUGAUCGAGCUUGAAUUGGACCUGAAUCAGAAGUUCGGCGAAUGGGUCGCGCUCCAGGAGUCGGCGAGUAGACUGACACCGUUGUACGGGCCUGGAUAUACUGGACUCACGAACUUGGGCAAUUCUUGUUAUUUAAACAGCGUGAUGCAAAUGUUGUUCGUGAUACCGGACUUCGUUAAGAGAUACGUAGAUAACGCGCCGGAGAUAUUUCGGCAGAAUUACAAUGACCCAGCCAACGAAUUUAACGUCCAAAUGGCUAAAUUUGGAAUCGGUCUGCUCUCUGGUAAAUACUCGGUACCGCCGGAAGAUGAGAACGAGCCGCGCCAAGGUAUCCCUCCGCGGAUGUUCAAGACUUUGGUCGGACGCGGACAUCCCGGAUUUUCUUCAAACCGGCAGCAAGACGCGCAAGAGUUCUUUCUUCAAAUCAUAAACAUCAUAGACGAAGUCGGGCAACGUCAGAGACCCAGGCAGCCGAAUCCCACCGAUUGCUUCAAGUUCAAAGUCGAGGAAAGGUAUCGGUGCGGUCGUUCUAACAAAGUAAAAUACACUUACCGCCCAGAAUACUUGUUACCGCUUCCGAUACCCGUAGAGGCUGCCGUAAACAAGGAGGAGGUCGCAGCCUACGAGGCGUUGAAGAGCGAGACCGAAGCAAAGGGUCAAAAGUUGGAUUCGAACACUCUCGUCAGACCUCGGAUAAAGCUCUCGUCUUGCUUAGAAGCAUUUAUACAGCCAGAAACCGUGGAACAAUUCUACAGUUCCGCUUUAAAUGAAAAAACUACGGCACAGAAAACGACUAGAUUUGCCAAUUUCCCGGAUUAUCUGUUGAUUCAUUUGAAAAAAUUCAUGAUGAAAGAAGACUGGACGCCGGCUAAGUUGGACGUGGCCGUCGAGAUGCCGGACUUACUCGAUCUGAGUUCCCUCCGUGGUCAUGGACUGCAACCCGGUGAAGAGUUGUUGCCAGAAACAGCUGGUGCCGAGUUGCCGCCGUUCAUUUACGAUUCCGACGUACUGAACCAAUUGACAGACAUAGGAUUUCCACCGGAGGCUUGCAAAAGGGCUCUGUACUUCACGGAGAAUCGUGGUUUGGACGCAGCUACGAACUGGUUGAUGGAGCACAUCGCGGAUUCGGAUUUCGCGGAUCCCUUCGUACCACCCGGGAUCAAUGCCAAACCAAAAAAGAGUAAAUUUACGAUAAACGAAGACGCGUUGGCUAUGGUGAUGGGCAUGGGUUUCACGAGGGAGCAGGCAACGAAAGCUCUGAGAGCGACGGACAACAACUUGGAACGCGCGGCGGAUUGGAUCUUCAGUCAUCAAGCGGAGCUGGACGCUGUGGAAAUCGAGGAAACCGACGAAGACGAAUCUUUUCGAGACGGAUCUCCUCAAUACAAGUUGGUAGGAUUCAUAUCGCAUAUGGGCACGUCGACGAUGGUAGGACAUUACGUGUGCCAUCUUCUAAGAGAUGAUCGAUGGGUGAUAUACAAUGACGAGAAAGUCGCAUUGUCCGAAAAUCCACCGAAAGAAUUAGGAUACAUAUAUCUAUAUCAACGCAUCGAUUAGACGAUCCGAUUAUUUUGUAUAAAAAUUGUAUUCUACUACGUUCGAACAAUAAAAAAUGUAACAGGUAAGAAUAAUUUUUAUUCAU
Molecule: messenger RNA, 2658 nt
Organism: Ceratina calcarata
Lineage: Eukaryota; Metazoa; Arthropoda; Insecta; Hymenoptera; Apidae
Gene: Usp5
Product: ubiquitin specific protease 5
Exons: 13
Coding region: 168-2573 (801 amino acids)
Biological process (GO): protein deubiquitination
Molecular function (GO): cysteine-type deubiquitinase activity; zinc ion binding; protein binding
Source: RefSeq, a predicted model, not a curated record